UAUGUGUGUGUGACAGCCAGCGCAUUGUCUCAGUAGGGAUACAGCCACCUAACGUUAUAUAAAAAGAUUUCUGAUCAGAAGAUAUACAGUAGUUGCAGAACAUCGGUAACUCACGCAAAUACAAAAUUGCUGCCAAUAUCUGGAACUGACAUUGGGGAUAUUGGAUUUAUUAUCCAAUCAUGGGAAACAGAGAUGAUGAAUACGAUUUCUUGUUCAAAGUGGUGCUGAUUGGGGACUCUGGUGUUGGAAAGAGUAACCUGCUGUCUCGCUUCACUCGGAAUGAGUUCAACCUGGAGAGCAAAAGCACCAUCGGAGUGGAGUUUGCCACACGCAGCAUUCAGGUGGACAGUAAGACAAUAAAGGCUCAGAUCUGGGACACAGCUGGACAGGAGCGCUACAGGGCCAUCACGUCAGCGUAUUAUCGGGGUGCAGUUGGCGCUUUGCUGGUGUAUGACAUCGCCAAGCACCUGACCUAUGAGAAUGUGGAGCGCUGGCUGAAGGAGCUGAGGGACCAUGCCGACAACAACAUCGUCAUCAUGCUGGUGGGCAACAAGAGUGACCUGCGCCAUCUGAGGGCCGUGCCCACUGACGAGGCCCGGGCCUUUGCAGAGAAAAACAACCUUUCAUUCAUUGAGACAUCAGCCUUGGACUCAACAAAUGUGGAGGAGGCUUUCAAGAACAUCCUAACAGAAAUCUACCGGAUUGUAUCACAGAAGCAGAUUGCGGAUCGGUCUGCACAUGAUGAGUCUCCAGGCAACAACGUAGUUGACAUCAGUGUGCCCCCCACCACCGACGGGCAGAAAGGAAACAAACUACAGUGCUGUCAGAACCUGUGAUGUUUCCCAAUCAUGCUUCUCAUUGCCCAAUCUCUUCCCACGAAGCUUGGUCUCCAUGUUCCUCAUACAUGCCAUAUUUUCAGUUGUCUUAACCAUGUUGUUAUGCUGCUGCUACUCAAAUUGGCUUCUUUCAACAAAACUUUGUAUGGCCUGUGCUGCAACUUGCAUCUAGGUGAGGUUUAUAAGCAGCCUCUGCCAAACUUACUCAUGUACAGGAAUUUCAUCUUAUGUCAUUAGCUUUACACAUUAAAAGGAAGUAGGGCUGGUGAGAGACGGUCAUAGUUCACAUUAGGAGAGAAAUUACUCACUUCAAGUGUUCAAGUACCCAGAGGAUUUCAACAAAUAGUUCAGGUUUAUGCAUCUAAGUAUUAUUGUUGCAGCUAUGCCUGCACCUAGUAAGUUAUUGAUUGUAAUUAAUAACUGGUGAGCAAUCCUGAUCCAAACCAUCUAACCAGGCCUUAGGGAUGGACUUACCAUAAAAUCCUGUGGUGAAUGCUUAGCUUAAAUAUUGACCACUAGAUGGUGCUGUGUACAUAACCAUGUGCUGUUGUCCAGACCUUUGGGGAUGAUAGAUUAUGCAUCUGUACAAAGUGACUCAAGUUAAGAUACCAAUAUGAUUUCAUAUGAUAAAUACAGACACACUGUAUCUAUUCAUAUGGAUUUAACUUACAUUGUUUUACUGUAAAUAAACUGUGUAUGAAUUA
This is a messenger RNA of Sardina pilchardus (European sardine), 1540 nucleotides long. Its product is annotated as ras-related protein Rab-11B-like. The record is from RefSeq and is a predicted model, not a curated record. Gene Ontology annotation, molecular function: GTP binding; GTPase activity. The transcript has 5 exons. Bases 180 to 836 code for a protein of 218 amino acids. Lineage: Eukaryota; Metazoa; Chordata; Actinopteri; Clupeiformes; Clupeidae. Gene Ontology annotation, biological process: regulated exocytosis; constitutive secretory pathway. Gene Ontology annotation, cellular component: Golgi apparatus; recycling endosome.